CGCACUCUGUCUGAAUAACAAAAACUUGAUGUACAGGCAUCCUGUAAGACGACUUACGACACUUCCUUGUGGCAACUUAAGAAGGCUUACGAGACUCUGUUGCGACAAAUUAAGAAGACUUACGGGACUUCAUUGAAAUAAAUAAAGAAAACUUACGAGAAUUCAUUGCGACAAUUAAGAAGACUUGCGAGAUUUCAUUGUGACCACGGGGUUUAACUUAAUACGUGGACUAAUUUUAGAAGCGAAGCGACCGUAUCAUUGGCCUAAUAAAUUAAAUGGAUAUGUUUUUAAUAUUUAUGCUUUAAGAUAUUCAGGGGCUUCAAGUUAUACUGGACCGGAGGCCGGGAAAUUUGCCCUUUUGAUAACUUUCUAAAACCAUUUCAAAAUGUGAUUUUUGUAAAAUGAAGUUUCAAGCACGUUUCCUUAAAAUUUUAGGUACAGAUCUUUAGUAUUAAAAAAGAUUUACAGAGGUUAUCUAAUUGUUUCAGUGUAAGAUCAGAAUGUUUGAUGUUUACAGGUGAAAGAUAUUUCGAUCUUUCAUUGUCAAAACAAAUUUUCCUUUUAUUUUAUGUCACUUAUUUAACCAAGUUACACCAAAAUAAUAUAACAGUUGUAUGAAUUUUCAUAUUUCAAUGUUUUUCUCAUACAUGUCCAGUUCCAUUUCUAGAUCAAAACCUGGAUAUUAUGUAGGUAAUAAGCUUUUAAGAAGGUUCAUUGUACAUAGAGGUACAUUGUAUAGACAAAAGAAAGCUCCGAAGUAAAAUAUAGAUGGCACGUGAUUAAAUAAUUUUCAUACGAUGAUGAUAAUAUGCUUUCACUAGGGUGUAGCAUUAGUGAAUUAUUUCGUAAGGAAUAUCCGAUUCUCGGCGAUUAGAUAAAUUAAAAUAAGCAAAUUAUUAAUCCGUAAUGGAAGCCGACUGAACUACAGUUGGGAAAAGAAGCUCUAUGACGGUCUAAAUACCAAACAUACUUAAAGUUUAAACACUUUAGCAAUCAUUAGUCAAACUGAAAUCUAAAUUUAAGAAUUGGAAUUGAAUCGAAGUUGUGUUUAUUGAUAACAUGAAAAUGUAAUAAUAACUAGUUUAAUCGUUAGAGAUUAAACCCAUUUAUUUUCCACAUAGUCAACUACUAGCAGACAUAUUGUAUAAUACCGUAUAAUUCUAGUACCACUAGCAAGUCAGUUGUCUUUGAGUCUGCGAGCUAUUUUUAGCGCACUAUAUAAGCAGGAACUUUUCCAUUCUCGGGCCUUUUACGUUUGUGGAACUCAGAGAGAAGGUAGAGGACAUAUUAUUUCACGAUUAUCCUUAAAAAAUUAAUUUUCCUUAAUAAAAUAAUAAUUUAAAUAUAAUUUCAAUUUUAUUAUAUAUAAGACACCUAAUAAUCGCUGCUGUCUUGACAUGGAGGUUUAAAAAUUUAUUUCAAAUCAGUUUUACUACAAGUUUAAAUAUUUCCAUACGUCCGCCACGUGGUAGAUCUAUCCUCGCGCUAUUUAGAAUUAUGAUGAAUCCAAGUCAUGGGUGACAUUACAUAGAUAUACUAAUAAAUAAAUAAAUAAAUAAAAAGAUCUAGAUCUAAAUAAAUAUAUAAAUAAAUGCUAUUCGAAACGCGUAAUUUCUCAUCUGAACGUCUCUGCAUAAAUUAUGUCUAUUAGUCUUUGAAGUUAUAUUUCGAUAAUUUCAUUUACAUGUUACUGCCGUAUAACGAGAUGCCACCGAAACGUGCAAAGACGCAGGAAUUGGCAGACAUGGUCCGAACAAAGAGGUCUUGAACCAACAUGCAAACAUCUCCACCGCCAGAGCAGGGGGGGUCAGGUGCUGUAGACCUACAUCACAACAUGCCGCCACCACCACCGUCAGAACAAGAAUCGGGUGUUGUUAAUCCACCACAGCCAGGACAAGGAGAAUCAGGUCCCUGUAAUGUAUGGAUAUUGGGUUCAUCUUUAGUACGUGGUGCAUAUCAGAGGUUAUGUUACAGGCCUGACGGUAUAAAUCUAGGACUUUACAAAUCUAUAGGGGCGAAGUUAUUGUGGGAUUUCAUGGGCGGAAUGAGAAUACACCAUCUUGAACAGUCAGUAGGAUACAUUUUAGAGUUUAAUGAAACACCCGACUACUUAAUUAUACAUUGUGGAGGCAAUGACAUUGGCAGUAUGACAUCAGCCGCGAUAAUUGGCCAGCUAAGGUGCAUUUUGAACAAACUGCAUUUAAAGAUGCCUGAAACAAAAAUUAUAUGGUCCCAGAUCCUUCCUCGGCGUACAUGGAGGUACGUUGAGGUACAUCAAGCUGAAAGAGCAAGGAAACGAAUAAACAGUGCUAUAAGUACCUAUGUUAUUAGGCAUGGUGGCCAUUUAAUAAAAUAUCCAGAUAUAAAAGAUAAUCCACAAAUGUUUGACAAUGACGACACUCAUCUUUCACCAAUGGGCUAUGACAUCAUGUUGAACACAAUUUCAGGAGCAAUCUAUUAUUUCCAUACCACAAAACAGCCUGUUUUUCCUCCAUUGCAGUGACUAAUUGAUUCGUUCGUUUAGUAAUAAAGCUGUCUUAAUAAAAAUCUCACGUAUUAUCAAAUUGCUAACGACUGAUUAAUUGAAUUAUUGAUUGACUG
This is a messenger RNA of Mercenaria mercenaria, 2601 nucleotides long. RefSeq lists its product as uncharacterized. The record is from RefSeq and is a predicted model, not a curated record. NCBI's taxonomy places the organism in Eukaryota, Metazoa, Mollusca, Bivalvia, Venerida, Veneridae. Bases 1775 to 2503 code for a protein of 242 amino acids. The transcript is spliced from 2 exons.